Exserohilum turcica Et28A is the source of this 728-nucleotide messenger RNA. RefSeq lists its product as uncharacterized. The coding region runs from base 199 to 681 and encodes 160 amino acids. Lineage: Eukaryota; Fungi; Ascomycota; Dothideomycetes; Pleosporales; Pleosporaceae. The transcript has a single exon. The record is from RefSeq and is a predicted model, not a curated record.
GCCCCGCGCCAAUUGGGCCACCGGCCUCGCCCCGGCCGUGCCACGACUGAGCUGGCGUAAUUCCGGAGCGUCAUCUGCCGCCUUAUCUCGCUCGCCCUCACUGUCGCUCGCUCGCCCGCCCAGCCAUGGCUAGGGCGGACCUUCGCGCUACCGCCUCCCUCGUCUCGCCCCCCGUUGGACGGGACGCGGUCUACAUACAUGUGCAGUGCUAACCCCGCCGUCGCGUGGCGGAAAGCCUCCGCCGUCCGGUUUGCAUGUGCUUGCACUGGCGCCCUCUCACCCCAUCAGCCUGCCCUCGCCAGCCCUCGCCAGCCCUCGCCCGCCCUCGCCCCAGGCGACAGACGGCACGACGAGAAGGCCGCAAUGCCAGCCAGGCCCAUGGCCACGACCAAUCUGGCCUCUCCCCACCCACCUGGUCCCAGCAAUAAGGCCAUUCUGACCCGACCCGCCACGCCAGCCCACAGAGCAGCUUUGUCCGCAUCAUUGCUCGGAACAGAUCGGAACCUCCGGCUGGCCAACACGGUCACGAGAACAGGCCAAGCGGCGUGCUACUGGCCAGGCCGAUGUCGCCUCGUCCCCGUCCUCGUACCUACACAUCAAUAUUACUCCCUUUUCCGCGGCGGAUAUUCCAGGCAUGCUCCCUAUCAAGACUCACCACCUGUACACCAGACCCUGAGCUAGCGCCACUCUUGCAGCUGCCACUCGACCAAAAUCUCAGCACUCAUUCC